Impatiens glandulifera is the source of this 1002-nucleotide messenger RNA. Its product is annotated as indole-3-pyruvate monooxygenase YUCCA2-like. The record is from RefSeq and is a predicted model, not a curated record. Bases 1 to 990 code for a protein of 329 amino acids. Gene Ontology annotation, biological process: auxin biosynthetic process. Gene Ontology annotation, molecular function: flavin adenine dinucleotide binding; monooxygenase activity. NCBI's taxonomy places the organism in Eukaryota, Viridiplantae, Streptophyta, Magnoliopsida, Ericales, Balsaminaceae. The transcript has 2 exons.
AUGGAAUUCAUAUUUAAUGAGAUUCAAGGCAAGAUAAUUCAUGAUCAUCAUCAAAAACCUCACUUUGAAUAUUCCACCAAGAUGCAAUAUCAGCCAAAUAAUGAUGAAGAUGGUGGCGGUGAUAAGAGAGUAUAUGUUCCCGGCCCAUUAAUAAUUGGGGCCGGCCCAUCAGGCCUAGCCACAGCCGCAUGUCUAAAGAAGAAAGGCAUCCCAAGCUUGAUUCUUGAAAGAAGCAAUUGCAUAGCUUCUUUAUGGAAACUCAAAACUUAUGAUCGUCUUCAUCUUCAUCUCCCUAAACAAUAUUGUGAGUUACCCUUUUUACAUUUCCCUUCAAAUCUUCCAACUUACCCUACAAAGCAACAUUUCAUUUCCUAUAUGGAAGAUUACGCCGCUAGUUUUGGUCUCGAGCCCGCGUUUGGUGAAACCGUUGUCGAGGCGGAGUUCGAAAAGGGGAGCGGUUUUUGGCGGGUGAAGACUGAGGAGGAGAAGGAGUACUUUUCAAGGUGGUUGAUUGUUGCGACGGGAGAGAAUGCCGAUGAAUUGGUGCCGGAGAUUGAAGGGAUGGAUGAGUUCUUGGGACCGGUGGUUCAUACAAGUUGUUAUAAGAGCGGAGAAUGUUUUGAAGGGAACAAGGUUUUGGUUGUUGGAUGUGGAAAUUCGGGAAUGGAAGUUUGUUUGGAUCUUUGCAAUCAUCGGGCUCGACCGUCUCUUGUUGUUAGAGAUUCGGUGCACGUCUUACCUCAAGAGAUGCUUGGAACAUCAACUUUUGGAUUGUCCAUGUGUUUGCUCAAGUGGUUUCCCAUGAAGAUUGUGGACAAGUUUUUGCUCUUAGUUUCGCGAAUCAUACUUGGUGAUACAGCUCGUUUAGGUCUAAACCGGCCGAAGAUUGGUCCGCUUGAACUCAAGAUGGUUUCGGGAAAGACACCCGUCUUAGAUUUUGGCACACUUGCCAAGAUUAGAGCUGGGGACAUCCAGGUAGAAUUGAUUUGAUUUUGUUGUUUU